Messenger RNA from Didymodactylos carnosus, 1113 nucleotides. The record is from the annotation of a GenBank genome assembly. Lineage: Eukaryota; Metazoa; Rotifera; Eurotatoria; Philodinida; Philodinidae.
AUGGCUAUUGCCACCACUAGGAGAUGUCGAUUAGGAAGAUUAAUGGCAUCUCAUAUUCCAUGUGCUUAUAAUCGGUGUGAAACAGGCAUUGGUAUAUUUGCUUGUCAAGGAUGUGAACGCGUAUUUUGCAAGAAGCAUUCAUUUGAACAUCGUCAAGAGUUAGCUAAAGAACUCGAUAAAGUUGUUAAGGAACAUGAUGUUAUUCUAACGCAAUUACAAAGCUUUGAAACAACAAUAGACGUUACGUCUCAUGCACUUCUGGAUCAAAUUGAUAAAUGGGAACAACAUGCAAAAAAAAUGACACAAAAAGCGGUCGAUGAAGCACGAAGUAAGGUGUUGCAAUCAUUAAGUGAUAAUAAUCAUCAAUUAACCAAAGAGUGUCGACUAUUAAUCGAAGACAUUCGACCAAGUUGGGAAAGUGAAGAUUAUGUUGAAACAGAUUUAAAGAAAUGGAGACGACAACUGGAUAAAAUUAAAGACGAAUUUUCUAUGCCAAAAAAUAUACGUAUUGAAAACGAUCUGUUGUCACUCAAACACAUGCUAAACGUUAUUUCAACACCCCGAAUACCGCCAACACCUCGACCAUAUGCAGUACAAAGCCGGAGCACAAAGGAAUGCUUUGAGAAAUACUGUGGGUUUAUCCGUGUGGAAGAAAGUGGAAAAUUAGUUAUUCACACGGGUAAUUCUGACAUGGAUGCAAGUGUUUAUGGUGCAAAAUUAUACACACACGGUACACAUCGAAUUCCUGUUAAAAUUGAUAAAAUGCAAGAUAAUUAUUGGAUAUUCAUCGGAAUUGUUUCAUCGUCGUUUCCAGCGAAUGUCAACGCAUCUGCAAUAAAAUCAGCAUAUGGAUGGGCAGCUUCUAAAAAAGCAUGUCCCUUUGUUUAUUUGCAAGGUAUUGAAAUGAAUGGUUCUCAUUACGCGUACAAUGGCGAUAUAUGUAAGAAUGACAUUAUUGAGUUGAUACUAAAUUGUACUGAAAGAAAAAUUCAAUUAGUGAAUAAACGAACAAAUAACAGAUAUGAAAUAAACGUUAAUAUUAAACAGUGUCCAUUUCCGUGGAAAAUAGCUGUAACACUUUAUUAUAGUGGCGAUCGUGUACGCCUCGUAUGA